CCAGAAGUUCAGCGCUGGCUGCUGGCAGGGUGGAAGCCUAGUCCCGCUUUUGCUAAAGAGUUGGCGGGCGCUCGGGCCGUGCAAUCACUAGUGGGAGCUGGAGAGGGCAAGUGAAAAAAGAAUCUGCAGAGCCUGAGACCCCGGGGAGGGGGAGAAACACCAGCCGCGGCUGACCCAACUUUGUGGCGUGCAGGCUGGAGGUGCAAGGGGAGCAGCAGCGGCACUGAGCGGCGUCUGCUCUCCGGCCCGGGGCCCGCGGACGAAGCGGCGGAGGCGGCCUGGCAGCCGGUCACCCAGCGGGGAUUGCGCUUGUUUUGUUUAAAGCACAAACGUGGCAAGAAGAUUUCUUGAACAUUGGGAAUUCUGCAGGCUUGCUGGCAGACUUGUCGGAGGAUCUGACAGAGGCGAAGCACAGUAAAAUAAGAAGCAAAAGAAACAGAAGAACACAGGCAAAUCAUAAUCACUACUCUCCUGCAGCAAUGGGUUGGCUGGAAGAAUCAAACUGGCAGCUUCACAUUUCCUUGAUCAUGCUACUCUCCAUGCACACCAAGGCCAGUGUUCUAGACAAACCGUAUUUGCGGAGUUCUGGACAGUUGAACUUGGAGAACAGAAAGGAAGAUGGUGAGAGUACAGCACCUGCUCCUCCCCAGAAGCCACUGCAGUGUCACUGCAAUCACCACUGUCCAGAGGACUCAGUCGACAGCACCUGCAGGACUGAUGGCUACUGUUUCACCAUGGUAGAAGAAGAUGAAUCCGGAGGACGUACAAUUGCUUCAGGAUGCCUAGGCUUAGAAGGCUCAGACUUCCAAUGCCGGGAUACACCCAUAAUACAUCACAGAAGAACUAUUGCAUGCUGCACAGAUGAAGAUUUCUGUAAUGAAAACCUUCACCCUACGCUGCCACCACUGAAAAACAGAGAUUUUGUUGAAGGAAACAUUCACCAUAAGGCCUUGCUGAUCUCAGUGACAGUUUGCAGUAUACUCCUGGUACUUAUAAUCAUAUUCUGUUACUUCAGGCAUAAAAGGCAAGAAACCAGACCUCGUUACAGCAUUGGACUUGAACAGGAUGAGACUUACAUUCCUCCAGGGGAAUCCCUGAAAGACUUGAUUGAACAGUCUCAGAGCUCAGGAAGUGGGUCUGGGCUCCCUCUGCUGGUCCAAAGGACUAUAGCAAAGCAGAUUCAGAUGGUGAAACAGAUAGGCAAAGGUCGCUAUGGAGAAGUUUGGAUGGGAAAGUGGCGUGGAGAAAAGGUAGCUGUAAAAGUGUUCUUCACCACUGAGGAGGCCAGCUGGUUCAGAGAGACAGAAAUCUAUCAGACUGUCCUGAUGAGGCAUGAAAACAUUUUGGGGUUCAUUGCUGCGGACAUUAAAGGUACAGGGUCUUGGACCCAACUGUAUCUUAUCACAGACUAUCAUGAGAAUGGCUCCCUGUAUGAUUAUCUGAAAUCCACUACCUUAGAUUCAAAAGCCAUGCUAAAAUUGACCUAUUCCUCUGUUAGUGGUUUGUGCCACUUGCACACUGAGAUCUUCAGUACUCAAGGCAAACCAGCUAUUGCCCACCGUGAUCUGAAAAGUAAGAACAUUCUAGUGAAAAAGAAUGGAACCUGCUGUAUAGCAGACCUGGGCUUGGCAGUUAAAUUUAUUAGUGAUACAAAUGAGGUGGACAUACCACCAAACACCAGGGUAGGAACAAAGCGCUAUAUGCCUCCUGAAGUGCUGGAUGAAAGCUUGAAUAGAAAUCACUUCCAGUCAUACAUCAUGGCUGAUAUGUACAGUUUUGGACUCAUCCUUUGGGAGGUAACAAGGAGAUGUGUGUCAGGAGGAAUAGUAGAAGAAUACCAGCUUCCAUACCAUGAUCUUGUGCCCACUGACCCCUCCUAUGAGGACAUGCGGGAGAUUGUGUGCAUCAAGAAGCUCCGCCCUUCAUUCCCCAAUAGAUGGAGCAGUGAUGAGUGCCUAAGACAAAUGGGAAAACUCAUGACAGAGUGCUGGGCUCACAACCCUGCUUCUCGACUGACAGCCCUGAGAGUGAAGAAAACACUUGCCAAAAUGUCAGAGUCACAGGACAUUAAACUCUGAUUCUUUGAGGAGAGGAGAGAAGGCUCAUCCACUCCCUGUCUGAAUGGGGAAAAUACCAUACCAUUUCAAGAUUCUGCAUGUUGCUUUCUGUGAAAGCCCAUUAUUUUUUGAUUGUUUAAAAGAACCUACUGCUUUAAAUUUUAUGCAAGGAAGGAACUUCUUUCAUGAAUAAAAAGAUUUGCACUCCCAAAUAGCCUUGCUGACUGAAAAAUAUUAAGAAUUCUCAGAGAGUCACUUGUUCAGAUUAGUUUAGUUUAAAUUGUUACAGAUGCUGUUUUGAUGGGAGUCUGAAGAAAUUGUGUUCUUUUUUGGGAACCAGUGCCUUAACACAACUGUUUGUUCUGUAUUUACAGGUUUUGUAACAUUCCCAAAAUAAAAUGGUUCUGUCGCCCUUCAAACAUUAUUCCAAUUUUUUUACAUAAACCUGUUUUGUAAAACAAAGGGUCUAGGCUCUGGGAGGCGGGGGGGGGGUUUCCAAUACAUUUGACUGCAGAGUUGGGGGGUGCAGGGGACCGCUGGUUGCCCCAGGACUGGCCUGGGCAGACUCACUGCAGAAAGGCCCACAGUGUGGAAGGACAUAUUUUCCAUGCCUUUCUCCAUGCAGGAGAACCAGCCAGGCCAUCAGUUACCCAGGGACAGGGUUUUGGCCAUUUUCUGUGCAGACAGCAUUUUGAGAGAGACUCCAUUUUCCUGGUCAAGUGAGGGUUCUGCCCCCUCCCUAACCUGGCACCAAGCACUGGGGAGAGGGGCCACCCCCAUUAUUGCUAGUGCUUGAGCCCCUAUAAGCUUCUGCCCCUGCCAUGAUAGUCCAGAAUCUUUUCUUUAUUGGAGUCAUUCUGGUGCACUGUGGGAUAGUGUGGCUGCAAAGCGACAGUAACACCUCAGAGUGCUUAUUGUAUUGGCAAAGAGUGGACCAAAAGAACACUUUUCCUCAUUUAUGGAGAACACUAUGCACACAAUCACACAAGCUGAACUAAAUGGGGGAUGCCCAGAGCUGUUGCAUCACUGAGCCAGCCCUGCUAGCUACUUAAACCAAUAUGGCCCCUGAAGUAUGCCAGCUACUGCUAAGUACUGCCACAGAGAGGGGCAGUUGGGGUGCUCUCUCUCUUAGGUGCGCCCUUUCAAGUCCCUGACUGCAUCCCUCCCACCCCCCGUUAAACAAUCAUUUACAAUAUAUUUCAUUCUUGCACUAUGCAUGCUGGAGGGCCCCCGAGUCAGAUAGCUCCGUCUACGUCCCCCUAAAGUUCUCGGCCCCGCCAGGCUCUAGCUUUUUUGUCCACCCUUGCAGCUCGCACAGCGGGUGGCAGAAAGCCCCCCCCAAGGUAGGCAGGACGCCGCACCCUAGUCCUGCCCCUUCGC
Gopherus evgoodei (Goodes thornscrub tortoise) is the source of this 3437-nucleotide messenger RNA. RefSeq names its product bone morphogenetic protein receptor type 1B (gene BMPR1B). NCBI's taxonomy places the organism in Eukaryota, Metazoa, Chordata, Testudines, Testudinidae. The transcript is spliced from 13 exons. Gene Ontology annotation, cellular component: plasma membrane; signaling receptor complex. The coding region runs from base 480 to 2078 and encodes 532 amino acids. Gene Ontology annotation, biological process: BMP signaling pathway; cellular response to growth factor stimulus; dorsal/ventral pattern formation. The record is from RefSeq and is a predicted model, not a curated record. Gene Ontology annotation, molecular function: ATP binding; SMAD binding; transforming growth factor beta receptor activity, type I.